Meleagris gallopavo (turkey) is the source of this 1125-nucleotide messenger RNA. Lineage: Eukaryota; Metazoa; Chordata; Aves; Galliformes; Phasianidae. The record is from RefSeq and is a predicted model, not a curated record.
AUGACUGGUGCACAUAUAGCAACUUUAACCGGUCACAGUGAUGAAAUAAUGGAUGUCUGCUUUGAUUAUGCUGGCCAGCGUAUUGCAACUGCCUCUGCUGAUGAAUUAUGCGAGCGGCUGCUUCACAGCAGGAAGCGGCGCGUUGUGCCUCCAGCUGGAGCUCGGGGAGCCCGCCGUGUUCUGCAGGCAGCCGGCAGCGCGAGCUGCUUUCCUACAGCGCGAGAGAGUGAACUGCAGCCAGUGCCUUCAGUACGCGUAAAUAUUUUAGGAAUUAUUCUGGAAUAUGUAGAAGGUGGUGAGCUGAAGACCAGAUCUAUAGAUCUACUUGAUCUUAAUCCUCACACAGAUGUCAUCGCCUUAGUAGAAGAAAUUCAAAAAGAAGAACCUCUCAUCACAGCUUCUUGCAAGGAACACGUCAUAUGUUUAGUACAAAGAUUGCAAGAGAAACUAGGGGAACAAGAGGACCACAAAUUCUAUCUUUUUAAGGUACUUAGGGCACAUAUAUUGCCACUGACAAAUGUAGCAUUCAACAAAUCUGGUUCCCGGUUUAUCACAGGAAGCUAUGACAGAACCUGCAAAGUAUGGGAUACUGCGUCAGGAGAAGAGUUGCAUACACUAGAGGGACACAAAAACGUUGUUUAUGCAAUUGCUUUUAAUAAUCCCUAUGGUGACAAGAUUGCCACUGGAUCUUUCGAUAAAACCUGCAAACUGUGGAGUACUGAAACAGGAAAAUGUUAUCAUACUUUCAGAGGACAUACUGCAGAAAUAGUAUGUUUAUCGUUUAAUCUUCAGAGCACAUUGGUGGCAACUGGAAGCAUGGACACCACUGCCAAAUUAUGGGAUAUAGAGAAAGGAGAAGUAGUAUUUACUUUAAGAGGGCACUCAGCAGAAAUUGUUGCAUUGUCUUUUAACACCACCGGAGACAGGAUUAUCACCGGCUCCUUUGACUGCACAGUAGGAGUGUGGGAUGUUGUCACUGGCAGGAUGUUGCAUAUUUUAAUAGGCCAUCGAGGAGAAAUUAGCAGUGCACAGUUCAACUGGGACUGUUCUCUUAUUGUCACUGGAUCAAUGGACAAAACAUGCAUGGUAAGAAAGUUGAGGAUGCACUGAACAUCCAAAUCAUAA